Amphibalanus amphitrite is the source of this 3177-nucleotide messenger RNA. Its product is annotated as saccharopine dehydrogenase-like oxidoreductase. Lineage: Eukaryota; Metazoa; Arthropoda; Thecostraca; Balanomorpha; Balanidae. Bases 445 to 1725 code for a protein of 426 amino acids. Gene Ontology annotation, cellular component: plasma membrane; lipid droplet; mitochondrion. The record is from RefSeq and is a predicted model, not a curated record. Gene Ontology annotation, biological process: glycolipid biosynthetic process. The transcript is spliced from 11 exons.
GACAGGUACGGCGCCUGUUCUGCUGUUCAUACUUUAUUGUUUGUUGUUCAUACUUUAUUGUUCAUACUUUAUUUUGGCUGCAGCAAUGCUAUUUUACCCGGUGUUUCACAUCUCCCGAUUAAUGUAGUUCCUGUAAAAUUGCCCUUCAAAUUCAUUCAAUUAGCAAAUGGCGUUGGUACCUAUUGACUGGCCUAUUAUCAGUAUCGUUCUUGUGUAUCUUCUUGUGUUACGCUGUGUAGCUUCGGCUAUUUUCUGCUAAAAACUAAGGUUUUCCUUCUCAAGAAGAAAAAUAACAUCUAUAACAUCUAUAUAACAUCAGAUUUGGAUACUAAUCCUGUGGGCUGGGACUGAGUUGAUGCCCUGAGUGGCCCUGCCUGGCACCCCAUGGAUCUCAAUCUCCCAGUGUAGCUGCGCGCACCACCAGUGAAGCACACGCAGAACACAAUGGCCACAGCAGGAGACCGCCUGGACCUGGUGGUGUUUGGCGCCACCGGCUUCACCGGCCAGUUUGUCGUGGAGGAGAUCGCCCGCAUCGAGACGGAGAAUGCUGGCCUGUCCUGGGGUAUCGCCGGCCGGUCUCGCGCCAAACUGGAGAAGAUCCGCCAGCAGGCGGCCAAAGAGACGGGCCGCAGUCUGGAGCACGUCGAGAUCCUGGUGGCCGAUGUCAGCGACCAGGACAGCCUGGACCGCAUGGCCAGCCGCUCCAAGGUGGUAAUCAACUGCGUCGGACCGUACCGCUUCUACGGCGAGCAGGUGGUGAAGGCCUGUGUCAACAACGGCGCCAGCACAGUGGAUAUCAGCGGCGAGCCCCAGUUCCUGGAGGGUAUGCAGCUCAAGUACCACGAGGCGGCAGAGAAGGCUGGCGUCUAUGUGGUCGGCGCGUGCGGCUUCGACUCGAUUCCGGCCGACAUGGGCACCUGUUUCGUCCAUGAAAAGUUCGACGGUGACCUGAACGGUAUCGAGAGCUACUUCAAAGUCCAGACGGGACCCAAGGGCUACCGCGGCAUCCACUACGCCACCUACCAGUCGGCCAUCCACGGCUUCGCCAACGCCCACGAGCUCGGGCCGCUGAGGAAGCAGCUGUUUGGGAAGCGUCUGCCUCGCUCCAACCACAAGCUGCCCAACCGCGGUAACCUGCACUACAGUGACGUGAUCAGCGCCUACUGCCUGCCGUUCCUCGGCUCGGACAAAUCUGUUGUCCAGCGCAGUGUGUUCCACAACUACGAGACGCGCGGCUGGCGCAACAUCCAGUACAGCCCCUACGUCGGCAUUGGCGGUAUGCUAAGGACUGUCGGUGUGACCAUCCUUCUCGCCUUCUUCGGUCUCAUGGCCAGCUUCAAGUUCGGCCGCACUCUGCUGGAAAAGUACCCCCGCGCGAUGACGCUGGGCGCCGUCAGCCACGACGGACCGACCCGGGAGCAGAUGGCCGAGACGUCGUUCUCGAUGACGUUCGUCGCGAGCGGCUGGAAGCAGAAGGCGCCGCGUGACGAGCAGCACUCUGAGAAACCGGACCAGUCGCUGGUGGCCCGGGUGUCUGGCCCGGAGUGUGGCUACAUCGCAACCCCCAUCUGCCUGGUCCAGAGCGCCAUCACCAUUCUGAAGGAGGCCGACAAGAUGCCCGGAACGGGCGGUGUGUACUCCCCGGGCGCGGCCUUCCUCGACUCGACUCUGAUCCAGCGCCUCACUGAGCACGACGUCAAGUUCGAGGUGCUGGGCGACAAAUAGACGGCGCUGUGAGUGUCGGGAGUCACCCCCGCCGGGCUGGGGGACUCAGCCUGGUGGCUGCGGUCGGAGGGUAUGUCUGUCUGCCUGGGAUACUCUACUCUACUGCCUGGCAUGGCUGUUGGGCUUCAGAGCUAGUGAUGGAGGCGAAAUGACCGAGCUUGAAAAUGAUUUUGAUGCGGAGAUUUGAGAGUCAAUUUGAAUGUGAUGGCGAGUGCCUGAUGAGGGUUUUGUGAAGUUGAUAGUGCGGUGUAGGGGCCAGGCGUUUAUAGAAGGCUAGGUAACUGUGAUAAAAACAAUUGCUGAUAGUCGCUUUCUUUGCAUUUCUCUGCCACCCUCCUCCCUAUGGAUUUCUCACCUCUUUUUCGAGGAAAUGAAGGACUUGGCAUUUGAUUUAAAAAGAAAAUUCAUAGUUAUCAGUAAUGUCUGUGAUCGAAUAUAUCCACAUCUACGAGGCAAGUCUAGCUCCACUAGACAAUUUUCUAAAAAUGACUGGGCAUUUCACACCACUCCAUGGCCAGUUCUGAUGGGAGUUUGAGUGAGGGCCAGCCUCCAUCACUCCUAGCGCCCCCUCCCCCCCUUCCCCCCGCUGAGGGAGUAUCGCCCCACACCGCAGCCGGAAGUGCCGCACCUCGAGGCCACGUGCUAGUGUGACCUCGGCCUGUGGGGGUGGUGCCGGCGGCGCCUAUCGGCUGGGAGCCCCGCACCUGUCCCUGAUGGCAGUGGGAACUUUGUCAGCGGAAUUGGAGGGGGGAGUGGCGUCUGGAUUGUUAGGGGAUGUGAUUUGUGGUUUGAAUAUUGGUGCAGAAGAAUACGUUGGCUUGAUUAUGUCCAUGUUAUUGGUUCAGGAUGGCCCUCCCGUUUCUCGGCGCUAUCCUUUGUUCAAAUCAAUGACUGACUGAAUAGAUGAAAAGAGGUUGUGCAUUAUAAUAUUUGUUACAUGGAUCAAUUAUGCAAUCUUGCAUUCGAGUCUUCUGCCAGGUUGCUACGAUCUUGGAUAAGUGCUGUUGCGUUCUUCCCUAAUCCCCGACAAAAUAAUGAAAAUGUAUCAUUCAGUAAAGUUUUGGCGAUCGGUACAAUAUAUCACUGUUUGUGUUACCGUAACUAUUUGCCACUGGUCCCAUCCGUUUUCGAACCAUUGUUUUCGCUGUCGUGUUACGGCAAUAUGAGGCUUGGCAUUCCGAAUUAGUCUAGUAUCUGCCAUAUAAAUGCACUCAUAGGACUGAUUCCGUCUUUUGUAUUGUCGAUUGUUUGCUUUCUUUCUGUGUCAGACUGUAAGUACUGCAGGUUGAUGUGAAUUGUGCAAUUGACCUAGGCAUCGGGCAUGUAUGGGCGUGACUAUUCACCGGUGGUGUCAUGAUAAUCCAGGGCCAGAUGGUCGCUUUCCAUAGUUGUUGUUACAGCUGAGCUAUUUGGUGGUGUGUCAGAUGAUAAAUAUACACAUAAUUAAACACA